Molecule: messenger RNA, 5308 nt
Organism: Monomorium pharaonis (pharaoh ant)
Lineage: Eukaryota; Metazoa; Arthropoda; Insecta; Hymenoptera; Formicidae
Exons: 3
Coding region: 1139-5062 (1307 amino acids)
Source: RefSeq, a predicted model, not a curated record
UCUUAAAGAUUAGAUAUCUCGUAUAAUCUCCACAGUUGUUUGAAGAGAAGCUUAUUAGUUUUUUUUUUUUUUUUUAAUAAAAUAAAUCGAGUUUAGUAAAAUAUGUAAAACAGAAAUUAGUGAAAAGAAAACAGUAAUGUUUGUUUUUUUUAUAAAAUUGUUUUGCUGCUGUCGAAAGUAACAUUUACUGCAAACUAAUGCGAGUAAAGACUGUUACUUUUGAAAGCAAAUUUUAAUCCUAUGACUCAUAUUUUUCUUGUUCUUGUUAAAUUUCUUGUAUUUAUUUUUUAACAUCCAAGUGUUAAUUCAACACAAUGUGAUCAUGUUAUUUGAAUAUUUGUCUCAAGUUGAUAUUCGACAUUUCUAAAGUAUUAAAAUAACACAAUUUAUAGAUAAAUUAAAACACAAACUUGAAGAUUCUUAAAAAAAAUGAAUAAAAUGUACGUAUCAUAAAUAUUAAUUUUACUAAAGAAAUAUCUCUUUACGUUUAGUUUUCAAACCGUGUCGAAGAGUUGUACUCUUUUUGUGUUAACUUUUUGCAUAAUAAUUGCAUUAGUUUUCUUGCGACGUAUUCACAUUUGCAAAAUUAACACAAAAACCCGAGUUGGAACAUGGGAUAGGUAUAUGUAAAAUUCAACAUAAAUUUUCCGACUGUGUAUAUAAAUAAUUCACACAGACGUAAUCCUGAGAUCUACGGCGCAACCCCGAUCCCGAACUACUUGUCCGUCGAGUAUAGAGCCCUACCCAACCGACGAGCCCCGUGGAGGGGAUGCUCUAGGAAACGCUACCAUUAACACCGUCCAGAUCCCAGUCGUGUGCAGCCAGCGUGUGGCGACGCGUGGGCACCCGAGGCAUUUUUUUUUCUUCUUCUUCCUCUCAGCUCGCGGAGGACGAGCGGGCAUGGGUGGGGUCGCGAGAACGAAUCGCCGCCUCGCUUCUCUCCUCUCCGCGAGUUCGGUGCGAGCGACCGGCCUGGUACCACCACCGCCGUCGUCAUCGUCGUCGUGUCUCUCACGAGCAACACUGGCGCGAGGCUCGCGGCCGAGUAAUGGCCGUUCUGUGCGUGCGUCGCCGUCGUCGUCGGUCGCGCUGAGAGCACAUAUCUUAGGCUCGGGGACAUCUGGCGGGGACAGCUGCCAUGGAGAGGAAGGGGCUACGUAAGAAGGACAUACUGAGGAUGGACGGCCUCCUGCCGCCGACCCGGCGCCUGCCAGUUUGCGACGCGGUAUCCAGCGCGUCGGACAAGAAGAAGGACAGGAAGUGGUCCCUGGGUGGUAUUCUGCGGCGGAUAUCCUCGAUAAAGGACUACGACAGUUCGUCGAACGACGAGGAGAUCGUCUACUGCAAGAAGACACCGAGGAAGCCCACCACCAGGUUCAGGCAGCUGAAGGACGGUGUCGUCCUUCACUCGAUAGAGAACAACUCGGAGCACGUCGGCGGACGGCGGACGAGGGUCGAGGGUAACGUUCGCCACGCGACGACGAUGGACUCGCAUCAGCGGGACUCCCUGCAUUCGCGCAGCAGCGACGGCUCGCUGGACGGCCUGGCGGGAAAGCGGUCCCGCAGGAACAACAAGCUGAAGGCGCGGGCGGAGGCGAAGAGGGACCACCUGUGCGCCGGCAGCAGCUCCGACGAGGACGACUGCCGCAGGUCCAACGGCUCGCUGAACAGAUUCCAGUCCGGGGUGGCGGACGGCGCGCAAAAUGGCCACCAGAGGAGCAGCAAUUUGUGCAGCCGGAGGACCCGCGCCGCACGGACGGAGCGUUACAUCAAGCGCCUGUCGCGGGACGAGGGCAACGGCAGCGGCGACGCUCUGAACGACCCGCAGGUCGCGCACGGCGGGAGGUGUUCCUGGGACCAUCGCAACGAGGACAAGGAACGCGCCGUUCACGCGGCGGAUCAUUCGCCGAACGGCCUGUGCCGCCCGCCCUUGCAUCCCCGCCGUUCGACGGCCUCGGGAACGAGCGGUCGCGCGUUCCCGGUACAAAGAUCGUCCGCGGAGUGCCUGCGCGGAGACCCGGAUUUCCCGCAGCAGCCCGAGGUCCCGGGCGACGUCCGGAGAUACUCCACGGGGCAGUAUAUCACGGAUUUAAAUCAGAACAACACGUACGGGAAGAACUCGCGGCACUUCAGCGACGACGUCUGCGCGGUGGACAACGGCCAGAGCCGAGUGGUCGGCAACUUCUUCACAUAUCCCGCGAAAAACGCGUGCCAUCACGCGGUCGAGCAGUUCGAUCGCCGACUGAUCGACCAUCCGGACAAUCAGCCACCCGUGCCACCGCCGAGGGACCCUCGCUACCGCGCGUUCGGAUACAGUUCCUAUCCGAUCAACAGACCACACCAAAAUGUGCCAAAUUACCUUAAGCAGGAGGACAAUAGGACGGUCCACGUUGCAGGCGGAGCAACGAGACCCGGGGAUUGGAGGAACCCUCGAUCGGGGAUCGAGGAACGACACGGAUCGAGCAACGAGAUCGCCUGGCGCGACACGAACGUGGGACGCGAGUUUGGAAACUCGACGCCGAAUCCCAAAACGGAGUUUUACAGUUCGCUGGAGCGCAUAAACAAUAAAUAUAACUCGAGCCAUCACUGCGCGAGCGAGCUGCCGGCCUACGGGGAGACGACGAGGCGUAGAAACGUUCGCGACGACGAUCAGCUGAAUCGCAACGGCGACGCGGGCCACCGCGUGUAUCGGGAUGCCAAAAAUAAAUCGGCGCACAUCUGCGAAACGGAUAAACAACAACACGAGGCUAUUUCCUCGCGCGCGUCCGACUGGUCAUCUGGAAGAUCCGGCGAGCAGCGCGCGUUGCGUGCCGUCACCCCGUCGACGUACGACAAGGGGAGCCAACAGCGGGAGGACAACAGCAGAGGGGUGACACCGAGCGAGGAGACUCUGGAGAGACGGAGGAGCUCGAAGAACCUCGAGGAGGCCCUGUCCGAGCUGGAGGCGAUAUACAACAGCCUGCGUCUCGGCGACGAGGAUCUGCUGGACCGCGCGGAGCGCCGGAGCAUGGAGGAGUUCACUCGGAAGCGGGCCAGAAACGAGCUGGACGCGGCGACGACGGCCACCUCGCCGGACUCGCCGGACAGGAUGAAGGACGACAUGGCCUACCGUAGAAUGAAUCCCAAGGAGCGACCUACGUCCCUCUUGGACGUCGCCGGGCAGUCGACCCUCUCCAGCAUCAGCUACCUCAUCGCUUCGCCCGUUCUCUCGCGUCGCGACUCGGCGGACGAGCUUGUGCGCCUGCCGCCGCCGCCGUCGUCGGCCGUCUAUCCCCGGGACGAGCCGGACGUGACGCGCGACGACGUCGUCUACCGCAGCAUCAGCCACGCCAACAACACCCUGCGGAUCGUCGAUCCGCAGCCGCCGUUCGGCAUACCGCUCGGACCGGUCACCGCGGCGACCGAGAGCGACUACCUGCACACGACGCCGACGAGGACGGAGCAGCCGCGCUCGCCGUACAUACCGCAAUGCGAGCCGGACGUGGUCACGGACGAUCUCGCCUACAGAGCCCUCAGGAAGGACGCGGUGGGUAGAAGCGCCGCGGUCGACGAAGCGAGAUCCCCGAGGAAGGAGCAGCCGGAGGAGGUUGUCACCGCGGGGGGCAUCGGGAAGAAGCGCGCCGUCAGGUCGUUGUCGGCGAAUCUCUACGGGCUGAUCAACCACGACCGGAUCCACCUGCGACGCGAGCCCAGCCUCGACACCGUCAGGGACGAGAUUCGGGACGUCACGAGGACGCUGGCCGUGCGACCGCAGUACCUCAGGCGCGUCGUGAGCGACGGCGAGCUGUCCGACAACGACGCGCACAGGUGGAAGGAUGAGCUGGCGAUUAAGGGCGACAUGGAUAUCAAUGGCAAUCAUCCGGCGGCGGGGGCGUACCGGAAGAAGCCUACGUGCACCUAUGUGUCGCCGGAAACGACGACGACGAUGAGUCCCGCGCGCGAGAGUCCCAAGAAGGAGAGGGAGUCUGACGCCGUGCUGUCUUCGAAGGCCGUCCUGAGCGACAAUUUCUGGCACGAGUACCUGCACCCGACGGAUUCCGACGUUUCGGCGGCCAGGAACGACGGGCGCGACACGGACACGGACGGUUUCGCCGCGUACACUCGCCUCUGCCAAGAUUUAGUUAAUCUGAUAAAAGGAGACGAUGAUGACGCAAACGCGGACGGUCCCGUUAUCGCCGCUGCUGAUAAUAAGUGCGACCUCGGCGUCGAACUCCUCGGGGUCGACGAACCUCCUCUUCCCUCUCCUCCUCCUCCUCCAGCCCCUCCUCCAGCGAGCGUCGAGCGUACGCGUUCUCUGAGCAGUCACUCGGGGAGAGACAGCGAGAAGACGGCGAGCCCGACCGCCGGUUCAACGAGUUCCUCGAGGUCUUCGUCGGAUUCGACCCCGGCAGCUCCUAGCUACGACUACUAUCUUCGCGUGGCGGACGAGAACGUCAAACUGAUCGCGGAGGCCUUCAGCAACGUGGCCGACCGUCUGCGCGACAGUCGUCUGUCCACCCGCAAGAGCUCCUCGGUGUCGCGCAGCUCCGAGGUCGAGGACCAAAGUGGCAGCGCCCAUAGCAGCUCCACGCCGUACUCCAGCCAGGACAAGGAGCCUACCAGGAGGCUCGAGGGGACCGUCCCAAGUGUCGUAGCUCCGACGCGCGAUUCCACGACGAGCAGCAACCACCCCGAGGAGGACGACGCCUCCAGCGCUGACGCGGACCUGUCCAGGGCUGUCCGCGACCUGCAACUGGCCGCGGCCAGUCUCUACGAGCACGAACGGGAGAUCGAGGCACUGAGCACCAGACGCGGGAGGCUCAUCCGCGGCGCAAAGCCCGACGUAAACACUGCCGUCCCCCCCGGCGUCGCCCCCGUGACCAGCGCGGACGAGCGCGAGGACGAUCUCGCGAUCCGCAAGAUCGGCCUGAUCGCCGACGGCCUGAGGCAGGAGGAGCGGGAACGCGAUCAGGAGGAAACGAUGGUACUGCCUAGCGGGAUCGUGAUGGAAGCGCGAGGAGGCGGAAGCGCGCGAAGCGGGGGCAGCCGCGAAGGUCUCCAGGCGCUCGCUCGUUUGCAGUGACACGAGAUCGCAUUCGAGAUCCGCUCACUCGGGCUCGACGUGGUCGGCGUCGAUAGAGCGACACACGGGGCGGAUUGAUUUUUUUGUAAGAAACGAGAAAUGUAGGGGGAGAAAGGGAGAAAGAGAGAGAAAGAGCGAGGGCUGCAGUUGCCGCGGGCUGUUUGAGGCGUAUUGACUUGUUGUUGUUGCUCUUGUUAUACUGUGUUGUUGGUUUUAAUAAAGUUUAAAUGUUAAUCCUGCCAGUAA